Messenger RNA from Dioszegia hungarica, 3123 nucleotides. RefSeq lists its product as uncharacterized. Gene Ontology annotation, biological process: transcription by RNA polymerase III. NCBI's taxonomy places the organism in Eukaryota, Fungi, Basidiomycota, Tremellomycetes, Tremellales, Bulleribasidiaceae. Gene Ontology annotation, cellular component: transcription factor TFIIIC complex. The coding region runs from base 1 to 3123 and encodes 1040 amino acids. The transcript is spliced from 14 exons. Gene Ontology annotation, molecular function: protein binding. The record is from RefSeq and is a predicted model, not a curated record.
AUGUCCUACCUAGACACCUCAGAGCUGCCGAUUGACCCCGAGCUAUUAUCUCUCGAUAACGCCAAUCAAGCCGCACAGGCCGAGGCGGACGAAGAGGAGGUGUACAAGGACGAUGAGGUCCCAGAAGAGGCUAGUGACCUGAGCUCGGGGUCCGAGAGCGCGUACGAGGAGGAAGAGGACCUGGACGCGCCGCUCAAGCGGGCAUCGGGCAAGCGGGGCCCGGGGAGACCGAGGAAGCAUCCGGUCGAUGAUGAAGAGAGGAUGCCGGCGAGGCGGAGGGGUAAGGCGAAGGCGAAGAAGGGGAAGGGGAAGGAUAGGGCUUGGCCAGAGGAUGAGGACGAUGCCCGCGCACAGCACAAGCCUACGCAUGAAGUGACCCAGCUUCUCGCCAAGUCCAACCUCGACUACAUUUCAGGCAAUUGCCAACAAGCCAUUGAUGGGUUUCUCGAAGUCAUCCGGCUCGACCCCUACAUCUACGGCGCCUGGAGCUCGCUGGGUACGCUCUAUGAGGAAGAAGGGAAUGCGGACGCGGCUCGUCAGAUGAAGUUCUGCGGCUUGCAUAUUGAGGGGGAUGCAGAGGGUUGGAGAGAUCUGGCCAUGUCGUACAAGGGCGCUGGGAAGUCUGAGGAGUGCCUGUACUGUCUGCGUAAGGCGCUAGUUAAGGACCCGCAAGAUAUCAUGGCGUUAUGGGAAAUUUCAGCGCAGUACAAAGCUAUAGGCAAGAUGAGCCGAGCUCUGGACGCGUACAAGAAGAUCCUGCGAUAUGAUUCCGACACCGCACACGACUUCGCCUUCCUCGCGGACCUUCAGCCAGCCAUCAUCGAGACCAAGCAGACCCGCUUUGGUGCCGACAUCCUCCGUACCGCUUUCGACUGGCAUAUACAAACCUUCACCGGUCCGGACGACACGUCCUCGUCGGAAUCUAGCAGCAUGACCUUGGAGAGCAUUCUCAAUCUCACAGACCUCCUGCUGGAGCUGGACGACCUGGAGGAUGCGGUCGUAACGAUCAGAAGGGGACAGCGGUGGUUGCAGGGCAGGGGCCAUCAGAAGCAGUGGGACUUCCUCGAGGAUGACAGGGAGUAUGAUGCGCAGGGAGUCGUCAGAGAGGAAGAGAAGGACCAGUUGCCGGAUGAGGAGCAGAUCAGUUUCCCGCUGGAUAUCAGUCUGAGGCAUCGGCUGGCAGUCAUCCGGCUCAAGCUAGGCAAUGAUAACGAGGCAAAGCUGCACGUGGAGGAGCUGCUUCAUCUUGACGUCGAGGCGUACAAGGAUAUGUUCAUCGAGCUCGGGAACGCCCUGAUGGUUCGAGAGCAGUGGGAAACGGCACUGGAGUGCUUUGGUAAAAUUCAGGAGAGCGAUGAUAUCGAUGACACACCCGACACAAUAUUGGCUAUCGGUCUGUGUCACUAUCAUAUGAAGAACAGUGCUCCGGCGCUGGAGGCUCUGCAAUGGGCCCUCGAAAUCGUUUCGGAUGUCCUCCGCAUCCGAGCGCAAGAAGCGGCCGGAUGGCGAGGUCGAGGCCCCAAUAUCGACCGGCCCCGUCAGACCAAGGCGGACAAGCAGGCGAGCCAGAAGCUCAACAAGAAGGUUCUGGAGGAACAGAUGCGCGAGCAGAUGCACGCGUUCUGGGAUGAUAUCCAGCAAGCGGAGGCGGCGCUGGAGGAAGGGGAACCGGGGGCGCUGGAUCGGUUCAUGUAUGCCGCGGGGACGAUGAUUGAGAAUUUCCGGCUGGCCAAGAGCAACUUUGGCAAGAACAGAGGUGUCUACCGAGUUUCGAAGCGAAAGUCUACGCGGCAAGAUCUCGCUUCCAAGGCCGCAGAAAUGCAAGAUCGCUUGGAGCGGACAUUGGGCUUCGACGACGACGCCCCUCGCGAGGAAGAAGAGGAACUCGGCGAUGAUGGCGAGAAAUACAAGGUCGUCCGGCAGACAGAGUUUUACGGCCUUGGGAACGAAGAUUGGCUUACCUUGGUCGUCAAGUACUGCUGCGUUCUGAUGGUAAAAAAUGAGGACGAGCUGGCGAUGGAGAUACUCGAGCAUGUCAUGUGGGCGGGUCUGUUCAAUAAUCGGCGAGCGGAAACUGCGCUGAGGUUGACCAUCGUUGCCUGCGCCAUGCGUACGAAAUCCUGGGCUGUCAUCACCGAUCACUGCAAGCGUCUCGCUCAGUCCCAUCAAUUCCGAGCGGAACCCUUCCUGCUCAUGCUGGGCUGCAUGGGCGGCGGCGGUGUCAAUGCACAUGCCGCUUGGCAGAGCCAUGCCCUCCAGAAGUUCAUCCAUCGCGAAUUACGACUAUACGACUACUCGGUCAAAGGGCAAAAGUUCCACUACUCAGUCUCGGCCCGACGGUGGGCGCAUGAAGUCAAGCUUGGACUGUCGGAUCGGCUGGGAGAUGAGGUGCCGGUGGACGAGGAUGACGACGAAGAGGAGGAAGAUCCGGAGGAAGGCGAGCGGCCGCGGAAGGGCAAGAAGGCGGUAGCGUGGCGGAGAGGUACGCGGAUCGCUAUCGAAAAGCCGACGGUAGCGAUGGAGGAUGAGGACGAGGACGUGGAGCCGGAAAGGGAAGAGACCCCAAUCUUUGCUCCUCUCGAUCCGGCGUUGAGCGAGGUACCUGUCCGUCCGACGAAGGGGUCGCCAGUGUGGAACUGGCUCCACGGAACUUGGAUGUUGACGAGUAAGAGUUAUCAGUCUGCUCUGUUUUACUUGAUGCGGGCGUACGAGUACGACCAGUACAAUCCCCUCCUCUGCUUCAACCUCGCCCAGGCCACUUUUGGUCGAGCGAUGAAUCGGCAGGCCGAUAAUCGGAACUACUUCAUCGGACAGGGAAUGGCAUUCUUGGCGCGGUAUCGAAAGCUCUCCAACAUGGACGAUCCGGUCGCGGCCGAAGAGGUCGAGUAUAACUUUGGCCGAGCAUUCCACAGUAUUGGCGUAUUGCACUUGGCGGUGAAGCAUUAUGAAAAGGUGUUGGCGUCGGUCGAGGCGCGAAUGGCGGAAUUUGACGAGAUCGAGGAUAGAGAUACUAUUCGGACUUCGUCCUUGGCGCUCGAAGCGGCACACAAUUUGAUGCUGCUGUACGGGACGAAUGGGUCUAUGCGACUAGUGCAGGAAAGGUCGAAAUGGCUCGCAAUCUGA